Molecule: messenger RNA, 906 nt
Organism: Sinocyclocheilus grahami
Lineage: Eukaryota; Metazoa; Chordata; Actinopteri; Cypriniformes; Cyprinidae
Product: beta-crystallin B2-like
Exons: 6
Coding region: 132-758 (208 amino acids)
Biological process (GO): lens development in camera-type eye; visual perception
Molecular function (GO): structural constituent of eye lens
Source: RefSeq, a predicted model, not a curated record
GGUGUUCUGGACAGAGACAUGUUUUGGCAAUGUUUCCACCCCUGAGCUUGUGGUAUAUAUUGAGCUGCUGAUGCCACCCCAGAGCGACUGGCACAUCCUGGAACUGCUCAUCACACCCAUCCUGGUUCACUAUGGCAACUGAUCACCAGAACCCUGCAACCAAGCAAAAACAACCAGUUGCCAGUAACUUCAAGUUGGUCAUCUACGAACAGGAAAACUUUCAAGGCCGCUGUCAUGAGCUGACUGGGCCCUGUAACAACAUCCAGGAGGCAGACGUGGCGAAAGUGGGCUCAGUACUGGUGCUGUGUGGACCGUGGGUGGGAUAUGAGCAGCCCGGCUGUAAGGGGGAACAGUAUGUGUUUGAGAAGGGUGAGUAUCCACGCUGGGACGCCUGGACCAACAGCAGACGCAGUGACUGCAUCGUCGCCUUCCGCCCCAUCAAAGUGGACAGCCAGGAACACAAGAUCGUACUCUAUGAGAACCCAAGCUUCGCUGGGAAGAAGAUUGAGAUCAUAGAUGAUGAUGUCCCCAGCUUCCACGCUCAUGGAUACCAUGAGAAAGUCUCUUCAGUUCGUGUGCAGUGUGGCACUUGGGUGGGCUAUCAGUACCCAGGAUACAGAGGCUACCAGUACUUGUUUGAGAAAGGAGAGUUUAAAGAGUGUUCUGAGUUUGGGGCCGUGCUGCCUCAUAUCCAGUCUGUGAGGCGCAUCCGUGACAUGCAGUAUCACCCAAGAGGGGCCUUCCAACCCUCCACCUGAGUGCCCGGCACUUCUCCUCAAACCCUAAAGCUUCUGAAACGCCCCAUCCUUCCCUUACUCUUCACCUCCGAAUGCUUAUCUUUGACCCUUUCAGUUGUCAGUGAUUUCAUUUGCUACUGCUGAGAAAUAAAUAAGUGAUUUUGCGUUA